Penicillium waksmanii is the source of this 276-nucleotide messenger RNA. RefSeq lists its product as uncharacterized. The transcript has a single exon. The record is from RefSeq and is a predicted model, not a curated record. Gene Ontology annotation, molecular function: catalase activity; heme binding. The coding region runs from base 1 to 276 and encodes 91 amino acids. Gene Ontology annotation, cellular component: peroxisome; cytoplasm; mitochondrion. Lineage: Eukaryota; Fungi; Ascomycota; Eurotiomycetes; Eurotiales; Aspergillaceae. Gene Ontology annotation, biological process: hydrogen peroxide catabolic process; response to hydrogen peroxide.
AUGAAGGUGUGGCCGCAGAGUGUGGUGUCGCUCCGUCGCUUCGGCCGCUUCACCCUAAACAAGAACCCGCAGAACUACUUCGCCGAGAUUGAGCAGGCCGCAUUCUCUCCCUCGCAUAUGGUUCCCCGUGCCGAGCCCUCUGCCGACCCUGUCCUGCAAUCGCGUCUAUUCUCCUACCCUGAAACCCGCCGCCAUCGUCUGGGCGACAACUAUGAACAAAUAUCUGUCAACUGUCCUCUCAAGUCAUUCAGCCUACGGAUCGCGAUGGCUAUAUGA